Molecule: messenger RNA, 2316 nt
Organism: Dryobates pubescens (Downy woodpecker)
Lineage: Eukaryota; Metazoa; Chordata; Aves; Piciformes; Picidae
Gene: SHCBP1
Product: SHC binding and spindle associated 1
Exons: 13
Coding region: 1-2031 (676 amino acids)
Biological process (GO): fibroblast growth factor receptor signaling pathway
Source: RefSeq, a predicted model, not a curated record
AUGCUGUGGCUCGCCUUUCCCCGGGCUCCAAGACUGCUGAAAUUCUUUGGUAAUAGAGGAGUGAGUGAUGAUAGCAUUGAACUGACUGUGGGGUUUGCUUUGUUCCCACUCUUCUUCCCAGAUCUGCUCCAGGAAGAUGAUUUCUGCAGUGAUUAUGGCAGUCAUGACAAACCAGGGACUGCUUUAGGAAGGACUGUGCCUGAUAGGAAUGUGCUUUUUCCAGACACUUUUCAUACUGAUCAUCUUUUGUUUUAUGAGCGCUUUAAAGCUUACCAGGAUUACAUCUUAGCUGACUGCAAAGCUUCUGAAGUGAAAGACUUUACAGCUGAGUACCUGGAGAAGGUCAUUGAACCAUCUGGAUGGCAGGCAGUCUGGCGCACUAAUGUGUUUGAGGUCCUUGUUGAGGUUGUUGAUGUGGAGUACUCUGCUCUGAAAGCAGUUGUGCGACUCAGUGAGCCUUUCCUGUGUGAAUCACAGGAUAGCACCUUUACCUUUGAGUGCGUGCAGAAGCUGCUGGAGCUGAAGGAGCGUCAGAUACCACUGCAGGAGCUGUGGGUUGUGUAUGAUGAGUCAGGAGAGUUUGACCAGACAGCACUAGCUGUAGAGCAUGUCAGGUUCUUCUACCAGUGCAUCUGGAGGACCUGGGAUGAGGAGGAGGAGGAUGAUUUUGAUUACUUUGUGCGAUGCGUUGAGCCUCGACUGAGACUGCAUUAUGACAUUCUUGAACACCGUGUGCCUUCUGGGCUUGUAGCUGAUUACCAGAACUUGUUGUCUCAAUGUGAAGAGCUUUACAGGAAGUUUUUAAAUGUGAGGAGCAGCAUAUCAAGCAGUGAUGUGGAUUCGGAAAUAGAAAAUGUCUCCAUGGUGGAAGGACUAAAAUUGUAUGAGAAAAUAGAGCACUUAAAACAGAAGCUAAAGAUAAUUGAGAAUCCUCUGCUGAGGUAUGUGUUUGGCUACCAAAAAUACAGUGGUCUCCAAGCUAAAGGACUGAGACCAAUGGGUACCAAGAUCACUCAUGUUGUAUCAUCAACCAUGAUGGCAAGUCUGCUGCAGUCCUUGAUGAGGGACAAACUCUGCCCUACAUCUUGUGGUGAAGAACUAGAAAUACAGUUUCACAAUGAUCCACUGACAGCUAUAAAUGCCUGUUAUGAAGGAGACAAAGUCAUCAUCUGUCCUGGUCAUUAUGUGGUAGAUGGCGUGUUCUGCAUUGCUGAUUCAGUUCAACUGGAAGGCUAUGGCCUGCCAGAUGACAUCGUGAUAGAAAAACAGGGAAAAGGUGACAACUUUAUUGACUGCACAGGAGCUGAUAUAAGGAUCUCUAGUUUGAAAUUAGUACAACAUGAUGCUGUGGAGGGGAUUUUAAAUGUCCAUCAAGGGAAGACCACCCUGGAGAAUUGUGUGUUACAAUGUGAAACUACAGGCAUAACAGUAAGAACAUCAGCUGAACUACUAGUGCAGAAGUCAGAUCUGUAUGGUGCCAAGGGUGCUGGUGUGGAAAUAUAUCCAGGUAGUACGUGCACCCUGCUAGACAAUGGCAUACACCACUGCAAGGAGGGAAUACUUAUAAAGAACUUUUUGGAUGAACACAAUAACGUUCCCAAGAUAACCAUGGUCAAUAAUAUGAUCCAUAAUAAUGAAGGAUAUGGUGUAGUCCUGGUUAGACCAGCAAUGUCCUGUGAUGUAAAGAAUGCUUCUGCAGAGACAACAAAAGGGAAUACACCCCCUACCCAGUCAGGUGCUGGGCCAGCCUGUGUAGGUGGCUUCAGACAAGAACAACUCUCUGAAUGUGUAACUGAGUUGGAGCUUUAUGAGCAAGCUGAAAUUUCUGAAGAAACUGAAGGCAAUUAUGAAAUUGCAAAUGAACUUGGGACUGCUUCUGCAAAGAAGAACCAGAUGCACAAGAAAAGACUGAGUGAACUGGGUAUCACAGAAGCUGAUGACAACUUAAUGUCGCAGGAAGUGUUUGUUUCUAUUGUGGGCAAUCAGUUCAAAUGGAAUGGGAAGGGAAGUUUUGGUACCUUUCUUUUCUGACAGAUCUGACUCAUAAUAGCAUUGCAAUAAGAUAUUUGCACAAGCCAUUUUCCCUGCAGCUUUCCAAGGAGUUAACCUGUGCCAUUAGCCUUGCAUAAUGUCAAUAAAAUGUGACAAAUAUUUAUUUAUAGUGUAUAUAUUGCAUGUGGAAAUUUCGCUGCAUUGCUGCAAGUAUGGAUAACAUGGUAGAAAACAACCCUCACAGGGAAAUUGUGUGUGUGUUCUACUAAUCAGCGUGCUACUUCUUUCCUAGCUCUCCAGUGUUGUUUUUUUAUCCCCCACAAU